Priapulus caudatus is the source of this 1345-nucleotide messenger RNA. RefSeq names its product Golgi to ER traffic protein 4 homolog. Lineage: Eukaryota; Metazoa; Priapulida; Priapulimorpha; Priapulimorphida; Priapulidae. Bases 66 to 956 code for a protein of 296 amino acids. Gene Ontology annotation, biological process: protein insertion into ER membrane. Gene Ontology annotation, molecular function: protein binding. The record is from RefSeq and is a predicted model, not a curated record. The transcript has 9 exons. Gene Ontology annotation, cellular component: cytosol; BAT3 complex.
GCUAAUCGUGUGCUAAGAAAACUGAGGCAGAGUAUACAACAGGAGAAUUACUAUGAGCACAUCAAAUGUACAGAACACUUUACUUUAGAUACAUGACACAACAAAAGUUUGUAGAAGUAAUCGACUUGCUUUAUGAAGGUGCCACGCUACUGCUUGAACGUGGCCAGCAUGGAAGUGGUGCAGAUCUCUGCAUGCUGCUAGUGGAGGCACUGAACAAGUCUGCUAUGCCUGGCAGUGAUGAACUUUUCGACAAGAUAGCAACACUAUUUACGCUCCUUGAUGCUGGUUCUUUGGAACGUCAUCCCUUUGUAUCAACUGCAUUGAAUUGGACAGGAAAAGGAAGACCAGAGGAUGGAAUGAAACUCCACCAGGUCCUUGCUAUUGCGUUAUGGAAAGAGAAAAACUAUUCAAUGUCCCGGUAUCAUUUUCUCCGAUCAUCGGAUGGCGAAGGAUGUGCCAAGAUGCUUAUAGAAUUUUCUGUGACUCGUGGCUACCCUAGUGAAUUCGACCUAUUUAUCACUCAGGCAGUAUUGCAGUAUCUAUGCCUUCGGAAUAAGUCGACUGCCAACAGAGUGUUUAACAUUUACAUGGAACGCCAUCCUUCUGUGGAGACAGGACCUCCAUUUAAACACACGCCUUUGCUCAACUUUCUCUGGUUCUUACUGCUGGCAGUAGAAAAAGGCAAGCUGGCAAUAUUCACUGUACUGUGUGAGCAAUACCAGCCAUCAAUUAGACGAGAUCCAUGUUACAACGAGUAUUUGGAUCGAAUUGGACAACUUUUCUUUGGUGUUCCACCUCCAAGACGACCCACCGGUGGAAUAUUUGGUAAUCUACUUUCAAGUAUAAUGGGAGGCCUGGACGAUGAUGAUGGUGAUGACAUGGAUGUGUCCGUGCCAACUACUUCAGAAAGAUCUGCGGUUGCAUCUAAACGAUUAAUAACGGAAGAUUUGGAUUAGCCAGAUCACUAUCCGUUCAUACGCAAUCCAGGGGAGUUGUACAUUGGGCACCUAUUUAUAUAGAGUGGAUGAUUACUUCAAAUGGUCACCUAUAUUCCAUUUGGAAGCAGCAACAAGCAUACAGUUGAAUGCAUAUCGAGAAUAUUUUGCAUUUUUACUGUGUUCGCGUAGAUUUUACAUGAUGUUCUAUAAGGCAAUCUCUUUCCUUCCUAGGCUGCUUCCAGUUCUGAACUGGGGGAUGGACUGCUAUUACCAAUACCACAGUAAAUGCAUGACAUACAUUUCUAUCAGUGUCAGUGGAACUUUUUCAUAUUUUUGUGUCAGGCUGUGGCCUAAUAUGCAGUAUGGCUGGCGCAACAAGGCAAAUGCGAUUAAACCGAGUAAUGAUG